Vitrella brassicaformis is the source of this 2516-nucleotide messenger RNA. The record is from the annotation of a GenBank genome assembly. Lineage: Eukaryota; Vitrellaceae.
CUGUUGCGGUGGUGCGCCAUUAAUUGAUUGUGACUCUUUACCAGCCACCCAUACACAACACACUCACACCCAUUGUGGUCUACACACAUCGUCCAAAAAGUGAGUGCACCCCCAGACAUACAUGUACACAGUAGUCUCCGCCCUCCCACACACACACACUCGUACGCCACCGGGGCGUCGGUCCUUCAGCCAUGCAUUCAUCUCCCCUGUGUGUGAGGCUUCGAUAUGGAAGCCCGACGAUUGGGGGUAAAGGCUCCGAUUUCGUUGACAACGUGAAUUUGCUCUCAUGUGACACUGAUGAAGCUGAACGGCAUUAAGAAGAGAGGGUCAUCUCUCCUCCCACGCCAUUCAGCUGCCCCGGUGCCACUGGAGACCAAAGCCACGUCGACCAGAGACAACAGACAGAUGGGUGUGUAUUGUCGCGACAAAACUCACUCAGGAAAACUGCCUACGCUACCCCAUCAUACCAUACACACAGUCAAAAAGAGGCACUCUUCUCUUCUCUUCUCCCUCUUCACACGCACGCACAUCCAGCCAGCAUCGCAUUAUUCACACAAAGCAGCGGCAGCAGAGAGAAGGGAAAAACAGACUCAGUCUCCUCUCCAAAAGUAGUCUCGUCGCGGUGGCCACUAACUACCGUCCAUCCAUCCAUCCAUCCAUCAAUUAGUCUCCCUCCCUCCCUCCCUCCCUCCCUCGUGUCUGUCUGUCUGCACAUCCAUCACAUGAACUAGAGCUUUGUACACGCACGCUGCCUGCCAAACAAAAGCAGGCACACCCAAACGAACGACAACCGAGCGAGCGAAAAAAUCAAUCUCCUUCCCUUCCCCCCAUCACGUCAAUCAGCCCCCGCCCCGUCCACCCAUGAUGUCAAACCCCACCGCCCCCACGCCCAGCCCCGGCCCCGCCAGCCACUCGGACAGCUCCCCACCACCCGCAGCAGCCGACAGUGGCCCAUAGAACGCCGCAGUGUUCAUCGGCCGAAUGGCAUCGUCGUGCCGCGACGAAUGGUGGCCGGCCGAGACGUUGACGUAUGGGAGCGAUGAGAAGGUGUGUGAGAGCAGUGGGGGUAGCGAUAAGAAGGGGUUGAACAAGUUGAAGGCCGGCACCGACCGAGCAGCUGACAGGGGCGGGGCGCGGGAGUAGGCGGCCGGUGUGGGAGGAGACGGCGAGGGGGAGGGAGAGGGAGAGGGAGAGGGAGAGGGAGACGGGGAGGGCCGCUGUCUCUCGCUGCUGCCCACCAGAUAUGACUCGUCGCUGCUGGCACGUGUGUCGCUGCUGCUGGUGGUGCUGGUUGUGUCCCUCGACGGGGGAGCAGCGGCCUCCACGGCGAUGGGCUCCACCCAUUGCCGCGGCUGUGUCUCGUUCCAGUCCAUAUCGGUGUCAUCCACAAACGAUGGCGGCAUCAGCGACGGCAGCAGCUGCGGCACUGGCUGAGAGGUGGCGGCCACACCCUCGGGCGGGUCCUCCAGCGAUGGGAACACGAAUGCACGGUGCGGCUCGUACUGCCCCCCAGUACCCGCAGUGGUCUUGUCUUCUGCCGCCUUCUUGGCGUCGUUUCGCGCGGCGAUGGCCUCGCCGUGGAGGGCCUCCAUCCUGUCCAGCAGCGCGUGCAGGUCGCGGUCGAGGUCGAAGAGGCGGACCUCGAGAUUGGUGAGCCGCGAGUCGAAGGCCCGCUCCUUCUCGUGCUCCAACCGAUUCACCUCCGCAGCCUUCAUGAACCUGACAGAUACAUGACAUGGUGCGUGUGGCUGGCUGGCUGGCUGGCUGGCUGGCUGGUAGGCUGCCUGCUUUCGUGUGUAGGUCCCUACAUACCUGAGUUUGAGUGAGACUGCGACGAGGCUGACCAUGAUGGUCAGCACUAUCAACUCACCCAGAAUGUCAGCACCAACCUGCAACACAGACAUCCAUCCAUUGCUUGCUCCCACGCCGUGUCGUGCGUCCGUCAUCCCUCCCCCCGACUACCCCAAGGCUCACUUACCUCGAGUGCCUUGUCUUCCUCGAGCAUCUUCACGGACAUGGUUACGCGUCCCUUGGCGGCCUCGCCCGUCUGGCCCGGCUUGGGCGAGAAGCCCUUGGCGGGAUUGAACAAGGCGCUCAAAGUGAACCCACGACCCACAUACUUCAUCUGCACGUACAUCCGAUUCGUCAAGUGACCCGCAUUUAUCACGCCACGACGAAACCUGGACUCACCAACAGAACAGAACAGCCGGCCUGGUCUGCAUUGCUCUCGACGCUUUCUGGUGCCUCUGACAGCCUACCGGGGAUGGUUUGUCGCAGCCUCGAGGAUGCCAUUGCUGACGCGGCGGCUCAGAGUGGCAAUCACCGCCCUGGCGAACUCAAAGGCGAUCUCCAUGGCCUGGCGGCCGCCACGAUGGUCACUCUGCGAGCAAGGCCGUCCCGCUUCACAGAGUGGUCACUCCCCGGCACCAGAUACCAGCUGACGCACCGAGCAGAGCGGCGAAGAUGGACAAACGCGCCCUUCCCAGCAAUUCUGUGGAGAGAGCGGUUUCAGCAAU